AUGGACGAAGACGGAGAGAGACGUGUUCGUACCAAACGAUCAUGUUCUCCUGAAUCUUCUGACAACGGAUCUGGUGAUGAAGUUGAUUGGAUAAGUGAUUUGCCAGAAGCUUUGAUUGUUCUUGUUCUCCUGAAUCUUCCGACAAAAGAUGUGAUUAAGACUAGUGUCUUAUCCACCAAAUGGAGAAAUAUCUGGAGGUAUGUUCCUCGAUUGGAUUUGGAUAAUCGUCAUUUCACGGAAUUCGAUAGUCUUGCUAGUUUUAUCGAUAGGUUUAUGAGAUCCAACCGUAAGGUAAACAAGUUUAAGUUAAGAUGCGGUUCGGAUCUGGAUGGGGAUGUGGAUUUGGCUACUUGUUCCUGGAAGUGGAUCUACAUGGCUAUUAAGCGAAAAGUUCAGCAUAUCGAUGUUACAUGGCCUGGAGUGCGUAUAUAUCCAGAAAUUUACAACUGUGAGAGCUUGGUUUCUUUAAAGCUCUCUGAAGUAACUUUGACAAAGCCCGAGUUCGUAUCACUACCGUCUCUGAAAGUUUUGGUUCUAGAUUGGGUUGAGUUUUACAAUGAGUUCGCUUUCGACAUGCUUAUGUCAGGCUGCCCAGUCCUCGAAAGCUUUACGUUAUGCAGAAGGUACCUUGACAAUGUAAGAGUUUUACGUGUCAUCUCUCAAUCUCUAUUAAGCUUCAACUAUUACGGCUCUAGUAGUAAGAGCUUUCGUGAUGAUCUAGUGGUUAUAUUGGAUGCUCCAAAGCUUGAGAAACUCAAGCUCUCACAUCAAUUAACUGCAAGUUUCAUAAUAGAGAAUCUGAGUUCCCUUGUAGAGGCGGAUAUCGAUAUUGAGUUUAACUUUUGUCGGGGGAAAAAGUUUGAUCCGGAUGAUCUGCCAAAGAGAGAAAUGAUUCGUAAUUUUCUUGUCGGACUCUCUCGUGUCAAAACUAUGACAAUCGCUGCAUGUACUCUUGAGGUCAUUUAUGAUUACUCAAGAUGUGAACCACUGCCGUUGUUUCCUAACUUAUCUUUCUUCAGUGUUGAAUUCUAUCAGAAAAGAUGGGAAAUAUUGCCAUUCUUUUUUAAGAGCUGCUCGAAUUUAAAAUCCCUGGUCUUGGAAUCUGAUUACUUUCCAAGGAAGAGAACUAGUAUUAUAUCUGAACCUCGGUGUCUCCUAUCAUCUCUCGAGUAUGUUAAGAUAGAAUUUGCAUUGGACAAGGGGAAGAUGGAAUUAGUGAGAUACUUACUUGAGAACUCACCAAUCCUCAAGAAACUCACUUUAUCAUUGGAUCAUUCUUCUAGAAAGAAAUCUUGUGUCAUCCUCAGAGAACUCAUUACAAUUCCAAGAUGCUCGACCUCUUGCCGAGUCAUCGUUCUCUGA
Molecule: messenger RNA, 1362 nt
Organism: Arabidopsis thaliana (thale cress)
Lineage: Eukaryota; Viridiplantae; Streptophyta; Magnoliopsida; Brassicales; Brassicaceae
Product: F-box/RNI-like superfamily protein
Exons: 3
Coding region: 1-1362 (453 amino acids)
Source: RefSeq, marked reviewed